GCUGUGCGCCUCUGUGUCGGCUGCUCCCCCUCGUGUGGCCGCUCUCCUCGCCUCCUCGCCGGCUUUCCUUCCCUGCGGAACACCGCUGUGUCUUUUGACUUGCGUCCCUCCUCGGAGCAGCAUCGGGUCGUGCACGAUGAGUCCCGGGUCCCGGAGCCGGUUGUGGGUCUGGUCCUGUCUGCUGAGCCUGGGCGUCUUGACCCGGGCUCUGGAGCUGGACGAGCUGUUCCAGUUCGGACCUGCAGCCGGAGACCAGGAGCUGCCGCCGGGGUCGGACUCCACCGCCGAGGUGCCUCUCGACGGACCCCUGUUCUUCUUCGGCCAGAACUUCGACAGAGUCUACAUUAACACCAAUGGAUUUGUGAGUUCUUUCAACCCUCCGGCUGAGAGCGAGCACCUGGGGAAGAUGCCUGCCAACUUCACCAUGAUGGCCGCCCUGCUGGGAGACCUGGACAACAGCGACGGACAGGGGAACGUCUUCUACAGGCGGGACAGCAGCCCGGACGUACUGAGUCGAGCUCAUGAGCACAUCAAGCAGGCAUUCCCCAGAGACUACAACGUGGAGCCCAGCAGCGUCCUCGUCAUAACCUGGGUGAACAUGGCCGCCCGGGGGACACCUGGUCAAGGCGACGGACUGGACGCUAAGAGAAACACCUUCCAGCUGGUGUUGGCCUCCAUGAAGUCGUCUUCCUGUGCCAUCCUCUUGUAUCCCACAAGCGGCCUGCAGUUCCACUCCACGUCGGUGGGCGGUGAGAGUAAGCUCCUAGAGGCCGGCUUCAAUGAAGGCAUGGUGGCGCGCUGGUACGGGACGACACAUGGGAUAUACUUCCGAACUACCACUGAUGAAGAGGCCUCCAUCAGAGACCUUACUGAAAAGACAAACUCUGGACGAAAAGGAGUUUGGGUGUACGAGAUCGGUCCCUCGGGGUUCUUUGCCGCCAUCAUACCAGGAAUUGUCCCGAACUUUCCAGAGGAGGAGGAGGUUACCACCAAACCUCCUGUGACAAUGUUGCCAAGGAAACCUGAUGAGCAACAGGAGGUGGACUUCUCCAUGACAACCGAAACAGCACCAGAAGAGAAGGAGGCGUAUCCAACUGAGGCUCCCACUGAGUACCAAACUGGUGACCCAGAAGCUGAGACAGUCACACCAGGGUAUGUCACACCAGAGCCUGAAGAGCCAGAGUAUGAAGCACCAGGGCAGUUUGAGCCAGAAUACCCUGAUUCUGGGACUGUUACAUCAACAUACAGAGCCCCCGCAGGGGAUCCUCCAAGUUACCCAGAACAAACCGAGACCAGAUACCCCAUCUCUGACCCUUUGCAACCACGAUACACCAGCCCUGAACCCAGUGAACCUAGAUACUCCCCAGUCCAGCCAGGAUACCCGGUCCCUGGUCCGGCCCAACCACGAAACACUAUCCCUGGAUCCAGUCAACCUAGAUACUCCCCAGUCCAGCCAGGAUACGCAGAUCCUGAACCAGUCCAACCAGUACCACCCUAUUCCCAGCCCCAGCACCCCCAGAUCAUUGUGGUGGAUGAAGACGAAGAUCUGGAUGUGGAUGUAUUUGCGUACAAUUUGGAGACAUGUGCCCACAACAGGCACAAAUGCUCCGCCUUUGCAGACUGCCGGGAUUACAGCAACGGAUACUGCUGCCACUGCAGACCUGGUUUCUAUGGUGACGGGAAAAACUGUGUUGCAGAAGGCAAACCACAGAGGAUGAAUGGAAAGGUGAAUGGUCGAGUGUUCGUGGGAAACUCGCCUUCACCUGUGGAGUUCAGUAACAACGACUUGCACUCAUACGUGGUGGCCAAUGACGGACGGGCCUACGUGGCCAUCAGCAGCAUCCCUGACAGCGUGGGGCCCUCCCUGCAACCGUUGUCGUCCCUGGGAGGAGUCAUCGGCUGGGCCUUCGCUCUGGAGCAGCCCGGCUUCCAGAACGGCUUCAGUCUGAUUGGUGGCGUCUUUUCCCGGCAGGCCGAGGUGAUCUUCCAGCCUGGGAAUGAGCGACUGAGCAUCAAGCAGCAGUUUAAAGGCAUCGACGAACACGACCACCUGGUGGUGAGCACGGAGCUGGAGGGACGUCUGCCCGCCAUCUCGCCGGGAUCCUCAGUCCAGAUCAACCAGUACAAAGAAAUCUACCAGUACGACCAAAACCUGAUCACUUCCUCCUCCAACCGCGACUACACCAUCACCCCUCCUGACGGCGAUGUCCAGACCAGAAGCUACCAGUGGCGUCAGACAAUCACCUUCCAGAGCUGCCAGCACGACGAGGCCACCAGGGCGGCGCUGUCCACCCAGCAGCUCAGCGUGGACCAGAUCUUCGUGAUGUUCGACGCCGAUAACCAUCUGAUCCGCUACGCCAUGAGCAACAAGAUCGGCUCCGUCCACAGCAGUCUUCCAGAGCAGAAUCCGUGUUUCACCGGCCGACACGGUUGCGACAUCAACGCCGUGUGUCGUCCAGGCGACGGCCUCCAGUUCAGCUGCGAGUGUUCUGCAGGCUUCGCCGGAGACGGACGCUACUGCCACGACGUGGACGAGUGCAGAGAGAAUCUGUGGCUCUGUGGAUCCAACGCCGUCUGCAGCAACCAGCCCGGAAGCUUCCGCUGCGAGUGUGAGAGCGGCUUCACGUUCGCCAGCGACGGACGGACCUGCGUCGAGGAGAACCGUCCGGUCGAUCACUGUCAGACAGGAAGUCACGACUGCGACGUCCCGGAUCGAGCUCAGUGCAGCUACAGCGGCGGCUCGGCCUUCGUCUGCUCCUGCCUGCCGGGCUUCGUGGGCGACGGUCGCGUGUGUCGGGACGUAGACGAGUGUCAGCAGGACCGGUGCCACCGCGACGCCCUCUGCUCCAACGCGCCGGGCUCCUACACCUGCCGCUGCCACCCUGGUUUCCACGGCGACGGAUUCCAGUGCAGCCCCACAUCCACAGAGCGGGAGAAGACCGAGUGUGAGCGUCAAAGAGACGCCCAGGCUGCCGCCGCCGCUGCCGCCUCCUCCGGCUUCUUCUCCUUCUUCCGUCCCCGACCGGCCGUCGGUCAGUACGUCUUGCAGUGCGACCAACACGGAGCGUUCGAGCCGACGCAGUGCCACGCCGGCAUUGGUCAGUGCUGGUGCGUGGACGCCAACGGACAGGAGAUCCCCGACACCCGCACCGGCACCGGCAGCAUGCCGCUGUGUAUUAACCAGGCAGUGACUCCGCCUCCGGUGGGCCCGACGCCGCGGCCCGACGUUCACCCCAUUGCUCCGGGAACUCACCUGCUGUUUGCUCAGAGCGGGAAAAUCGAACAGGUUCCUCUGGACGGAUACAACAUGAGGAAGGAGGAGGCCAAACCUCUGCUGCACAUCCCGGACCGGGUGGUGAUCGCCCUGGCCUUCGACUGUGUGGAGCAGAUGGUUUACUGGACCGACAUCACCGGGCCGGCGAUCAGCAAGGCCAGCGUGAGCGGAGGAGACGUCAUUCCGGUCGUCACUAAAGAGCUGCAGAGUCCUGAAGGCAUCGCCAUCGACCACGUGUCGCGCCUCCUCUUCUGGACCGACUCCAUGCGAGACACCGUGGAGGUGUCCCAGCUGGACGGCAGCCAGCGCAAAGUCCUGUUCGACACUGACCUGGUCAACCCUCGACCCAUCGUCACCAACCCGGCAUACGGGCGGCUGUUCUGGGCAGACUGGGACAGAGACGGGCCUAAAAUCGAGAUGGCCAACAUGGACGGGACCGACCGAAGCGUCCUGGUGAAGGACGACCUGGGGCUUCCCAACGCUCUGACCUUUGACUCCGACAACCAGCAGCUGUGCUGGGCCGACGCAGGAACCAGGAAGGUGGAGUGUAUGGAUCCUCACCGGCGGCUGAGGAGGCAGAUCGUCGACGGGAUCCAUUACCCCUUCGCCCUGGUGUCGUUCGGAAAGAACCUCUACUACACCGACUGGAGGAGGGAGGCUGUGGUCGCUGUGGACCGCCACUCGGAGAAAGAGACGGAUGAGUUUCUGCCGCAGAAACGCUCGCGGCUGUACGGCAUCACCACGACGUCCACACAGUGUCCGCAAGUCUACAACUACUGCAACAACAACGCCGGCUGUUCUCACCUGUGUCUGCCGCGGCUCGGCGGCUUCACCUGCCGCUGCCCGGACGCCGCCGCCGGCCGAUGCGAGGAGAGGAACCCGUGAGAGGAGGGACGGAAACCCGUAACUGUAAAUGUUGUGUUUUCAUUACUUGAACUGAACAUUUCUACGAUCGUGUUAACGCCCUGGGAAACUGUAUUUAUGAUGUCACACCUCAGAUGAGUUCAGAUUCGGCUCCUGAGGUUUUUGUGAAACGUGUUUGUAGUUUGACUGAAUCGGAUUAAAAUGAAGAGAUGUUUUUUGGUUUCAAUUCAGCAGGAAAA
Molecule: messenger RNA, 4377 nt
Organism: Scophthalmus maximus (turbot)
Lineage: Eukaryota; Metazoa; Chordata; Actinopteri; Pleuronectiformes; Scophthalmidae
Product: nidogen-1-like
Exons: 20
Coding region: 137-4159 (1340 amino acids)
Biological process (GO): cell-matrix adhesion
Molecular function (GO): calcium ion binding
Source: RefSeq, a predicted model, not a curated record